CUGAAUGCCUCUUCAACCGCGCAUGGACGACCACCUCAGCCUCCUGCAAUCACCCCCGCCGAGCGCAUCCAAAACCCGGGGCGACAAUCUGGUGAACCACGGAUACACCGAGACAGAGGCAGACGUGAUGACGGUUGUGGCGUGUGACAACAUGCUAGAGGAGUCGGCGGCUCUCCCGGGCCACCACUCUUUGGACCGAUAUGAACCGGAUCACGAAUGCUGCGAGAGGGUCGUCAUCAACAUCUCAGGGUUACGGUUCGAGACGCAGCUCAAGACUCUCUCCCAGUUUCCAGAGACGCUGCUAGGGGACCCCAAGAAGAGGAUGAGGUACUUUGAUCCUCUCAGGAACGAGUACUUUUUCGAUCGGAACCGACCCAGCUUUGAUGCCAUUCUGUACUACUACCAGUCUGGCGGGCGCAUCAGAAGACCCGUUAACGUGCCCAUUGACAUUUUUUCUGAGGAAAUCCGGUUCUAUGAGCUGGGCGAGGAGGCUAUGGAGAAGUUCAGGGAGGAUGAGGGCUUCAUAAAAGAGGAGGAGCGGCCCUUGCCCGAGAAUGAAUUUCAAAGACAGGUGUGGCUCCUUUUUGAAUACCCAGAGAGUUCGGGUCCCGCACGGGGCAUUGCGAUUGUAUCUGUCCUAGUCAUCCUCAUCUCCAUUGUUAUCUUCUGCUUAGAGACAUUACCGGAGUUCAGGGAGGAGAACAGGGAUCCGAUCAUCAUUGAGCCUGUGAUAAAUGGCACACUCCCAUAUUUCAUCAGCCCCUUCUCAGACCCGUUCUUUGUGGUGGAGACGUUGUGUAUCAUCUGGUUCUCCUUCGAGCUGCUGGUGCGCUUCUUUGCAUGCCCGAGUAAAGCCACGUUCUCCAAAAACAUUAUGAACAUUAUUGACAUCGUGGCCAUCAUUCCAUACUUCAUCACCCUGGGCACAGAGCUGGCAGAGAGACAAGGAAACGGACAGCAGGCCAUGUCAUUAGCCAUUCUGCGCGUAAUUAGGCUUGUUCGGGUAUUUCGCAUCUUCAAACUCUCGCGUCACUCCAAGGGGCUUCAGAUUUUAGGACAGACUCUGAAGGCCAGUAUGCGUGAGCUGGGCCUGCUUAUCUUCUUCUUGUUCAUCGGUGUCAUCCUCUUCUCCAGUGCUGUCUACUUUGCUGAGGCGGACGACCCAGACUCGGGUUUCAGCAGCAUCCCGGACGCAUUCUGGUGGGCUGUCGUCACCAUGACCACCGUGGGCUAUGGGGACAUGCAUCCAGUGACAAUCGGAGGAAAGAUUGUGGGGUCUCUGUGCGCCAUCGCUGGCGUGCUGACCAUUGCCCUGCCUGUACCUGUCAUCGUCUCCAAUUUCAACUACUUCUAUCACAGAGAGACGGAGGGCGAGGAGCAGGCACAGUACCUGCACGUGGGCAGCUGUCAGCCUCUGGCUGACACGGAGGAGCUAAGGAAGACUCGCUCCUCUUCCUCACUCAGCAAGAGCGAGUAUAUGGUGAUAGAGGAGCACGGGAUCAACAGCGCGUUCAAACAGCAGCCCAACUUCCCCACCACAACGCAAAACAACUCGCAGAAUUGUGUGAAUAUAAACAAAAAGAUUUUCACCGACGUGUAGCCAAUUUUAGACUCGUGGCUCUGAACACAGGAGGGGGUGGUGUGUCAACAAACAGCUGGUUCUGUCGUUGCGCACCAGCGUGUGGAAGUAGCGGCAGAUCAGAUGAAGAAAGCAAGGACUACAGAGAGAGCUUAAGAAAGAGCAAACCCUGUCUGUUCAGAGACGCUGCUUUGUGCUCCAUCCAAAGAAUCAGGAUUUUUCAUUUCAGCAAUCUGAAUUCAUAGCCUAAUUCUGUAUGGUUCCAUUCGCGCUUGGAGAGAAAGAGCUCCUUAAGCUAAUUAGUCUAAUAUUCUUCUCAGAGUGAGGGGAUUGCCCUGUUGUGCAUUGUGCAAUAGCCAAUAUAUUAUCACAACAGGUAGUGAUAGAAGCUUUAUAACUGUGAAAGAUGAGUACAAAAUGUAUGCUACUUGAAGGACACUCAUUGUAUUAACAUGCGUUAUGAGUCGUGAUUCGUCAGUCAUAGCCUCUUUAUAAUAAUCCGAAUCAUUUAAAUAUGUGUGUGUGUUUAAACACAUGUAAUGUCUGAAGAACACAGUUCUGCAUAUAUUAUUCAAUUAGACCGUUCUGUGCUAUGCCUUUAUUGUGCGUUACAGUCUAGUCCAAAUGCUACCGUCUUUAAAAACAAUCCUUUAUAAAACCUUCCUGGUAGGCUAUUUAAUGCGUAAGCGACACCAUAUAAACACAGGUGCCAGUCGACUGUCAAGACACACGUGAGAGAGGAAAACACAGUGCUCUUUCACGCACAAACAAACGCAGCGAUCAAAGAUGGAGCGUGCUUCUCUUUGGAUGCCUCAAAUAUAGCCCGCUGUGAUGCAGUCUCCAUGGUGACGGUCGUUUCCUCGGUAACCCCGGUCACCGUUGCCAUGGCACCCUUGUUUCCACAGUAACCUCCCAGAUGGCUUGGGAGCUAUUUUGAAGAAUCUCUUCUAAAAAGCCCGUCUUCAGUCUCCAAUAAGACUGUUUUGUCAUCACGCUUUUGCGUGCGCACAAUACAUGCCCAAACAUGCCCAGAGCCACUAGCGCAAAUCAGCAAGUUCACAUAGUGACUUUAACAUUAAAACAAAUUAGAGUAAGAAGGUCUGUUUAAAAAUUGCCACUAUGGACUGCCCCUCCACCCCCAAAAUGAACCAGACAAUAUAUGAUAAGCCGGGAGAAGCUGAAGGAGAGGGAGCGUGUGAGGAAUUAUGAAUGGACUGGGAGCACAUUGUGUCUGGCUGUCUGGAAUGCGCUACUGCGGGUGCUCAGCAGAGGCUGCUGUUCUCCCACUGAUACAAUUGGUGAAAGUAGUUCCAUUUUUCUGCCCAGCCCUCCUGGAACCCCUGACGACCUCAAUUAGACUGUCUCCAAUUUAGGGACGCAAUGACUUUGGUCUUCCUGUUGGGCCUGAUGGGCCAAAGUUAAGAGUCAAGACAGACCUCACACUGGAUACAUUUUUCUUCCCCUGCCGUCCUUCCCCUGAAUGCUGUCCUCAAAUUUGGAUUUCUAACAAGCCCUGCCCAGCAGUUCUUCCCCUCCAGUGGAUCACCACUCGAUACAAAAUGCAAAAAAAUGCAAAUGCUUUAAUGAAAACAAAAACAGAAGAAUAAUAUAUUCCACGUACAGUUUUGUAGCUGCGGUUUUAUGACUGCUUCUUUAAUGCACUGUGAGUGGAACCAUCACAGGAUCAAAAGUAAUUCAGGCAGUGACAGAAUUCAGCUGGAACCAUGUUAUGGACAUUUCUCCAUACUGCUUUCUAUAUAAAAAAUCAAAAGGAAUUCAGGAAACAGCCAGCAAUUUUGCAAAGCACAUUUCAUUCCUGUACUUCUACAGAUUUCUACAUUCUGUAUUCAUGUUUCUGGUUAAUGAUAUUCAUUAUGGACAAUAACCGACAAACAGCUUUAGCUUCAAGUCAAACGUGGCAAAAACUGAGGCCAUCCGUGAUUUGCUGAUAUGAAACUGUGAUACAAAUCAAAGACUGUUAGCCAUAUGCCUUUCUUAGCUCUGUGUGCUCUGUAUUGCUAGUAUAUGAAACACACACAUAUGUACGCUGCUUGCAGCUAUUCCCCCUGACCUACACAUGGAGAACACUACAAAGGCAUGCACAUACACAUGAACAUAGACACAAACAUGCACACACGAAUGCGCGUGCCUGUGAAUGGCUCCCUUUUAUCCCAGAGUGCACUGGUGUUUUUUUUGGGAUAGGGCAGAAUAUUGUCAGGGGGAAAGCUGUAUAUCCCAGUAUUUGUUCUGUGUUAGUCUGUGCUGUCUUUAACAUGACCCAUAUAAAGAGAUUA
Micropterus dolomieu (smallmouth bass) is the source of this 3873-nucleotide messenger RNA. Its product is annotated as potassium voltage-gated channel subfamily A member 3. Gene Ontology annotation, molecular function: protein binding; delayed rectifier potassium channel activity. The coding region runs from base 5 to 1600 and encodes 531 amino acids. Gene Ontology annotation, biological process: potassium ion transmembrane transport; protein homooligomerization. Lineage: Eukaryota; Metazoa; Chordata; Actinopteri; Centrarchiformes; Centrarchidae. The record is from RefSeq and is a predicted model, not a curated record. Gene Ontology annotation, cellular component: voltage-gated potassium channel complex; membrane. The transcript is spliced from 3 exons.